Molecule: messenger RNA, 1203 nt
Organism: Corticium candelabrum
Lineage: Eukaryota; Metazoa; Porifera; Homoscleromorpha; Homosclerophorida; Plakinidae
Exons: 3
Coding region: 1-1203 (400 amino acids)
Molecular function (GO): oxidoreductase activity
Source: RefSeq, a predicted model, not a curated record
AUGCCUUCUGUCUUUGCUUGGUACGCAGCUGUGCUGUGGCUGCUUGCAUUUGCAGACGAGGUAGAGUCCGCCACAACUAGAACCAAAGUCGUCAUUCUCGGAGGAGGAUAUGCCGGAAUGCAAGUCGCCAAGACGCUGAGCGACAACGGAGUCGACGACUUCAUCGUCCUAGAAGCCCAAGAAAGAGCAGGAGGACGAAUGUUAUCUGGCUCCUUGCAGGGUCUCCCAGCGGAAUAUCUAUGGGGACGUGUGGAUACCAGAGAGUCUGUCUCUGAUCCCCUUCGAGAUCUUUUCGAUAGCUGCAAUCUUGCACAUUCACCUCUGGAUUAUUCGAGAUAUCAAGCUGUGAACGACAGAGGAGUGAACGUUACAAUUGAAGCUUCGCAAGCGGAAAAAAGGCUGUCCAACAGCGUGUCACAGCUCAAGGCAGCCUGGAAAAAUGGUGUUUUUGAAGGCCAAGAUGAUAUGAGUGUCAGAGCAGCACUUCGUCUAUAUGGUUGGAUUGCUAAAUCACCAGUGGAAUGGGCUGUAGAAUUCUAUUGGUUUCAACUUGAAACUGUGGACCAAUUAGCUGCCAUGUCUGCAAAGGAAUAUUUAUGGCUGAGUGAAUUCUACAAGACCCAACAAUACAUUAAGAGUGGCAACUCUUUUGAAGGUAUUCAAAAAAUGACUGAAUGUUUUAAGAACACCUUUGCAAGUGGUCAGUAUUCUGAUCGUCUACGUGUAAACAGCCUCGUGCGUGAAAUACAAUACAGCGAUGAUAGUGUUACAGUCACUCUAGAAGAUGGUUCGGUGUACAUUGCUGAGUAUGCAGUGGUCACGUUCAGUUUGGGAGUGCUGCAGCAUGAUGAUGUGACAUUCACACCACAGUUACCUCUGUGGAAACGUAUGGCGAUCACUCGGUUCUAUAUGGCUCCUCUAGGAGUUGUGUAUGCCUAUUACGAACCAAAAGCACGACGUCAGCUGUCUUCACGAAAUAUGUUUGUGUCUGAUGAUCGUGGCAGGUACCACUGGAGCGUUGAAAUUACUCAAGUAAUUGAAAAUACAUUACAACAUAGCCAGCCAUACGAUCUAUUCAUGACGUGGGUGUUUGAUGAUGAUGCUUUUCGAGUCGAAGGUCAGCCUUUAAAUCAGACACAGCAAGAAGUCGCCGAGUUGUUUCGCAAACACUAUGGGCCAUCAUUUCCUGAACCUCGAGGAUGA